AUGUGUGUAGCUUUUUUUUUAGAAAUGUCUGACUGCAAACCAGUAUCUUCAAAACUUGACCAAAAUGCAAAGGAGUUUGUACCACUGGCUGAUAUAAAGCAAAGAACACUGUCAGAGAUGAAAACUGUGGUUGAGGAUGUUUUCAAUGUACCUCUAGGAGAGGUUCAAGCACACAUGAAAAAAAUUAAAGCAAUUGCAGAGCUUGAUGUACCACAGGCAUCUCAUCUGGUUGGAGAAAUCCUUGCCGAGUUGACUACAAAAAAUGUUAAACGAGUCAGUCUGGGAUUUCGAUGUCUUAAAGAUGUACGAGCCUAUUUGCCUGAUACAAAGGGGAAUGGUUUGGAGGCUGGUGUCCUGAAAAGUGUUAAGUUGAUGACUCAAGAAGUUCUAUCUGGAAGCAUUUUGAAGUCUUUGAUGUUAAGCUCAGAAAAUGUUUUGUCUGACUCCACUACAUCUUGUAGGAUGAGUGUGGAGUCCAGUGAUGUUCAAAAAGAACCAAUGGACUUACCAAUUGAUAAUCUUUUUGGUCUGGUUGUGUUCCUCAGAUAUCUUAUUACUAAUCUAAACGCUUCUGAUGAUUGUGAAUCCUACGUAUGUAUUCCACCCAUUGAACCCUGUAUAGACUUUUGUUUACUUGUGGAUGCCGUUUGCGAACUCCAACUUCAUUUUGUCAGAGUGGGAAACUCUGAAGUGAAUGAAACCGGCUUGUCUCUACUAGAUGCAUCGUGCGCUCUUUUAUCUGAAACCAGCUGGGAUAGCUUGUUGUAUCAAUUAUUUGAUGGUUUCUCUCACGGACUUAUGUAUUUCAAUUCCGCUUUAGCAAGUGUCAAUGUAAGAGUCCUUAAUGGUGCCUGGCAACGUACUUGUAGUUUGGAUGAUCGGGAGAAUGACCCGUAUCACUCGUCCACAGAUUGCACAUCUGCAUCGUAUCUCUCAAUGUUAAUAAAUAAAUGCCUAAGUGGGAUGCGCACACUACUAGUCGAAGAACAGUUACCGACAAAAAUACUCCGUUCCACUGUUUUAGACCUGCUAAUGUACGCUUCCGAAAUGGCUGCUAUUCAAAACACCAAUUGUCAAAAUUGGACGGAAUCAAACCAAGUAUAUGAAGAAAUCGGUUCGAAACUCAAUCUUUCUGAUGAAUCGUUAGGAGAAUUAGAUGGAGAACAAGCAGCUGAUUUUGAAGAUUUUCUAAUAGAAUCUGGGCAGUUAUCAAAAAAAUGA
This is a messenger RNA of Schistosoma haematobium, 1221 nucleotides long. RefSeq lists its product as uncharacterized. NCBI's taxonomy places the organism in Eukaryota, Metazoa, Platyhelminthes, Trematoda, Strigeidida, Schistosomatidae. The record is from RefSeq and is a predicted model, not a curated record. The coding region runs from base 1 to 1221 and encodes 406 amino acids. The transcript is spliced from 2 exons.